Molecule: messenger RNA, 1611 nt
Organism: Sycon ciliatum
Lineage: Eukaryota; Metazoa; Porifera; Calcarea; Leucosolenida; Sycettidae
Product: tigger transposable element-derived protein 6-like
Exons: 2
Coding region: 1-1611 (536 amino acids)
Cellular component (GO): nucleus
Molecular function (GO): DNA binding
Source: RefSeq, a predicted model, not a curated record
AUGUCAUUGAAGGUCACCCGCAAACCGCUGUCGCUGGAGGAGAAGGUGAAGAUCAUCCAACAAGCGAAGAAAGGAGAUAAGGCCAGUGACAUUGCAAGAUCAUGGUCGCGACCAGCGCAAACGAUCUACGCAGUUUUGAAGAAGAAGAAUAAGAAGGAGUUGAUGGAAGCAUGGGAGAGUGGUGAUCGGAGUAGCAAGACGAAGAGGAUCAGAACGUCGAAAUGGCCACAGCUUGGUGAAUUGCUGUAUGACUGGCUGGUUCGAGCACGUGCUGCGAACAUCACUGUAACGGAUGAGAUUCUGUCCAUUGAAGCGAAGAAGCUGGCAUCAGGGCUGGGGUUGUCAGAUGACGAUUUCAACGCUAGCCACGGUUUUAUCAACAGGUUCAAGGUGCGCCAUCAAUGCACCACCAAGACUAAGGCAGGCGAUGGAAAGGACGCUAUGGAGGAUGUCACCAUUGAUCAGUGGCAAAAGGACGUCCUACCAACCCUUGUGGAGGGAUUCGAGCCCAAGAAUGUGUUUAACAUUGAUGAAACCGCUUUGUUUUACCGGAUUCUUCCGCACAAGACGUUGACUCUGCGUGGAGAGCGCUACCAAGGCGGAAAGAAGAAGAAGGACAGAGUGAGUGUCCUCCUUGGCUGCAACAUGGAUGGAAGUGAGAAGCUGCAGCCGUUGGUAAUUGGCCAUUACCGGAAACCCCGUUGUUUCCGCAAUACGGAGUCGCUGCCAGUCACGUACAGGCAUUCCAAGAACGCUUGGAUGACGUCUGACAUUACGUCAGAGUGGCUCAUUUCAUUCAACACCAAGAUGGCAAAUGAGAAGCGCAACGUCAUCCUCUUCAUGGACAACUGCUCUAGCCAUGCUAAGGCAACCGCCAACGCCAACUUGAGUAAUGUCCGGAUUCAGUAUCUGCCGCCAAACUCCACAUCACGGACGCAGCCACUAGAUCAGGGCAUAAUACGGUCUGUGAAGUGCAUUUAUCGCCGCAAGCUGCUUCACCAGAUCGUUGCAGCAUUUGAUGCUGAACAAGAUCUUGAUGAUCUACUCAAGAUCAACAUCAAGGAGGCCAUUCUCUUAUUCAGUGCAGCCUGGAAUGCAGUCACCGAAAACACUAUCAAGAAUUGCUUUCGGCAUGCUGCGUUCUGCGCAGGUGUCGCAGUAACCAGUGAGCAGUGCCAGCAGGAUGAUGUCAUGGAGGAGUUGGAAGAAGCAAUGCAUCAAGCUGCCAACGUCCUUGGUGUCCCCGAAAUAGAAGGUGAUGUCGGUGCUUUUGUUUCGGUGGAUGACAAUGUGUUCACUGAAAAGUUUGCGACCGCUGAAGAGCUCCUACAUGGGCAUGCAGAGAACCAGUCAGAGUCGGAUUGUGAGGAGAGCGAUGAGGAGGAGCCCACCACACCUAUUCGUCCCAAGCCCACAUGGAGUGAAGCGUCUGUGGCCCUGCAGACAUUGGUGGAGUACAUCCAUUCAGUACCUGACUCCACGCAAGAGACCUUCGCUCACACAGCUGCCCUGAAUGAGUUUCUCGUGAAACGCGCUAUGAUGACGAAACAGAGCUCGAUCAAAAGCUUUUUUUCCGACAGCCACACCUCGGUCUACAGCGGCUACAAGUAG